Messenger RNA from Rhododendron vialii, 1415 nucleotides. RefSeq lists its product as uncharacterized. The transcript has 2 exons. The record is from RefSeq and is a predicted model, not a curated record. The coding region runs from base 316 to 1242 and encodes 308 amino acids. Lineage: Eukaryota; Viridiplantae; Streptophyta; Magnoliopsida; Ericales; Ericaceae.
GAUGGUUUUUCUAUUAUUUAGUAAAUAGAGGCAGGCCACUUGGUUCGUGUUCUAGACGUGCGGGGAAUACGGUAGAAAAUCGUAAGGUACGGUCGAGUAAUAUUCGUAGUUUAUAGCAAGGCGUGCUAUAACAAGUUCUACCAGCGUUCGUGUCGCAGGAAGUUGAGGUAGAUCCCUAAUUCUGCUUUAUAGGGUUUUACAAUUUUUGUUGUUUAAUCUAUACGUGUCAUUACUAGGUCUUAGAAAUUCGGUUUCCUAACAAGAAUAUGGCACAAAAGUAGCCAUGAACGAUCUAUAAAUAAUCACUCCCCUUGGAUGAAAAAUCCUCCACCCCCACUGCACUCACGAUACCCACCCCGCAAAUUAUUGUUAUUUUUGCUCAGCAAUACCCACCCUGCAAUUGGAGUUAUGGACGCGAUUCGUCGUCUGAUCGGGGAGUUACGAACACUAGCAAGCAAUAUCCUCCAUGCAAUUGGAGUUACGAACACUAUCAAGCUGUGUAACGAGACGAAUGAAGUUGUGGAUAUCAGGGAGUUACGCGGAAUAAUUACGGGCGAGAACAAUGUCUUCAGUCGGAUCACCUUGACAGCUCGUGGCAAGACCGACAUCGACCCGAAAGAGUAUGACGGGGCCGACAGCCGAGGAGGGCAGCUUCCUUUACUGCUGAUUUUCUGUGGCGGAAGCCUUCUGAGGUUGCCCAAUGGAGAUUUUCUGUUUCCUGGAGAAGAAUUUUUUAGUACUUUUUUCGAAACCGUAACUAUUGCGGAUGCUCAACCGAACGACCAAAAUUCGACUGGAGUUGUCAACUACGAAGUCAAAUUUCAACCACGAUAUGCCCCUGACAGGGUUCACUCACUUGAGGCUGUGACCCUGGAUCCUUCAAAGUUAUUUGCUAGUAAUGUUGUCAAUGAUCCGGAGACUUCAUUAUUGAAUAUGGUUCUAGAGUUCUGGCCCAGAACCUUUACAAAUUUGAAAAGCAAAGAUGAUUUGGGGAGAACCGUUCGUGUUGUGAAUGAUCUAAUGCGCCUAGCGAAGUUGUAUAACGUUGAUCGAUCAAGAGUUGAAGUUGCCAAGGUGGUGGAGAAAGUUCGUGUCCUUAACGAAUUGCGCGCCACCAACGUGGAAUGGUAUCGCCCUUUAUUCCCGGGGAUGGAGGAUCGAUUUCCGACAGUGGCGAUAGCUGAAGUUGAUCGGGUGAAGCUGCAAAAGUUUGCAACUACCAUCCAGCCUCUGCUACGGUAGCCAAACUCCUUGCUUGGAAGGAGCAGCUGAAAGUCAUGAUCAGUUCUCUUAGGGAACUGGAUAUUUGUUCUUAUGAUGACUGUUUGUGGGCUAUUUUGUUAAACUUCUGCUCUUUUGUUUUAAGGAGUAUGUUUAGUUUUUGUCUAUCCAAUUUACUUAGUUGUGGUUUGUAA